Epithele typhae is the source of this 1275-nucleotide messenger RNA. RefSeq names its product acyl-CoA oxidase. The record is from RefSeq and is a predicted model, not a curated record. Lineage: Eukaryota; Fungi; Basidiomycota; Agaricomycetes; Polyporales; Epitheliaceae. Gene Ontology annotation, cellular component: mitochondrion. Gene Ontology annotation, molecular function: acyl-CoA dehydrogenase activity; flavin adenine dinucleotide binding. The transcript is spliced from 7 exons. The coding region runs from base 1 to 1275 and encodes 424 amino acids.
AUGUUCCGCGCUGCUGCUCGUGCUGUCGCCCCUGCUUCUUCUUCUUUCCGCCAGAGGGUACUCCCUCAGUCUGUGGCUGCCACGCGACACUUCUCUCAAUCACAUGUAGUAGCAUUCGAGUUGAGGCCCACGUCACUGGACACAUUCACGGAGGAGGAGGAGAUGCUCCGCGAGUCCGUCAGGAGGUUCGCGGAGGAUGUCGUGGCACCCAAAGUCCGUACCAUGGAUGAGGAGGAGAGGAUGGAUCCCAGUGUCAUCAAGGCGCUCUUUGAGCAGGGCCUUAUGGGCAUUGAGACCAGCGCGGACCACGGCGGCGCCGAGUCUUCCUUUACUUCCGCAAUCAUUGCAAUUGAGGAGCUCGCACGCGUCGACCCCUCGGUAUCCGUCAUGUGCGACGUUCAUAAUACUCUCGUGAACACCGUUGUCCGCAAGUACGGCACCAAGGAGCAGCAGGACGAGUGGCUUCCUAGGCUCUCUGAGUCCAUGCUCGGCUCCUUCUGCUUGUCAGAACCGGCCUCAGGUUCCGAUGCGUUUGCUCUGCAGACAAGGGCGGUGAAGGACGGUGACGACUGGAUCAUCAACGGCACGAAAAUGUGGAUCACCAACUCAUAUGAGGCCGACUUCUUCCUCAUCUUCGCCAACAUUGAUCCCAGCAAGGGCUACAAGGGCAUCACCUGCUUCAUCGCGACCAAGGACAUGGGCAUCCAAAUCGCCAAGAAGGAGCAGAAGCUCGGCAUCCGCGCCUCCUCCACCUGCUCCCUCGCCUUCGACGACCUCCGCGUCCCCGCCGCGAACGUCCUCGGCGGCGAGGGCAAGGGCUACAAGAUCGCCAUCGAGAUCCUCAACGAGGGCCGCAUCGGCAUCGCCGCCCAGAUGCUCGGCCUCGCCCAAGGCGCGUUCGACAAGGCGGUGCCCUACACCUUCCAGCGCUCGCAGUUCGGCCGGCCGGUCGCCAGCUUCCAGGGGCUCGCCUUCCAGCAGGCCGAGGCCGCGGUCCAGCUCGAGGCCGCGCGGAUGCUCACCUACAACGCCGCGCGCCGCAAGGAGGAGGGCCGCGAGUUCGCGCGCGAGGCCGCGAUCGCCAAGUACGCCGCGAGCCAGGUCGCGCAGAAGGUCUCUGGCGCGGCCAUCGAGUGGGCUGGGGGCGUCGGCUUCACGCGCGAGACGGGGAUCGAGAAGUAUUGGCGUGACUCGAAGAUCGGCGCUAUCUACGAGGGGACGUCGAACAUACAGCUGCAGACUAUCGCCAAGUUCAUCCAGAAGCAGUACUCAUGA